AUGGCGACGAAGGGGCCAAUCAGACGUACACUAGAGUUUCGGCGGAGAGUUAAGAAGGUGCAAAUGUUUGCGAGCAGUGAUUUCGUCUGUCAAUUCCAUGAAAGACGGACCUACCAUAUCGCCUGGACACUUGAAUUUCUGACCUACCAUAUCGCCUGGACACUUUCAUUUCAGACCUACCAUAUCGCCUGGAAAAUUCAAGGAAAAUACAGAUUUUCCACUGGCCAGAGACCCGGAAGCAGACGUUGGAGGGCAGUGAAUGAGAGGAUCCAAAGCUGUCCUCUGACACCGCAGUUUGGGGAAACUGUACGAAAAACCGACGUCUUUGGCAGAAAGAUCCCUUGUGGCUGUGGUUACCAUGAGUCAGGAGAGCCAACUGAGGCAAACCCACCGGCUGCGCAGGGCACCAGCACUGGAGCGGAACACGCACCAAAAGCCAGCGCAGCGUCUGUGAGUCAGGGGUCUUCAGAUUCCAUGACAUGCUCCGCUUGUGGUCAGGCGGUUGCACCAGACCUAGAGAGCUGUCAUGCUGCAAAGCCAUCCGUAGACAUCUCCAAUAUUGUGACUCCUUCUCCCUCAGCCUCCUCCUCCACUGCUCCUGCACAGGAGCUCACACAAGCACCAGGCUUCCUCCCCCAAGAUGUUAAAGCCUGCCAGUCAGCCCCGGACCUGACGCCUGUCGUUGUUUCCACAGAUGCUCCUCCAACAGCACCUGAGAUGGCACCAGUAGCCCAGAGCGGCCCACCACUCCAUUCUGUCCCUGCACCUCCUCAAGCAGCACCAGCACUCCUGUAUUCUCCAGAUGUAAGCUGUGCCAGGUUUCUGCGAAAGUCUUUCCUCAGGGUGAUCAAGCCAAGUGACCGGGAGUGGAUUGCUCACGUCUUGUAUGAGCCUACUGGGCAGCUGAAGCAGGACAUUCAGGACAAUUGGCACCAUCCCCCAAACCCAACAAGAUCAUCGGCACCAAAUCCCCAUGACUACUUUCGUCAGAGGAUGUUCCUUUGGGCGCCAAUGCGGAUGUGGGGCAUUCCUCUGAAAUGCACCCGAUGCGACCGCAAGAUGCACUGCUCUGGUAUAUAUCCGAAAGUCAGAGAGGUCAUCGACGUGGCAACAAGGUAUUAUCUCAUUGGAGCAGACUACCCAAGGUGCAGCAAGUGCAAAAUACUCAUCUGUCCUUGGAGCAAGGACAUUUUGGAGCAGCUGGACCCAGCUACACGCAAUAGAUUUCCUGCUGUCUUAAGCGCUCACAUGGCACUGGACAGGACGUGUGUGACCCUUCUUCGUCCCCGAACAGCAGGGAGUAGCUCGAGCUACCUGCAGCAGGCCUUUGAAGAGGCUCACAGUGAGGAAUGGGUGAGGAGGUGCUGUGAGUAUUUCACAGAUUGUGAGAGGGACAAAAAAUCCCGUCUCAAUCCAUCCGAGGACGUCUAUGCACCACCACCACCACCCUUCUGUCCCCUGCCGCCGGCCCAGUGGUUUGAGGGUGUGUCAAGGUGGAACAUCAGCCGUUCGGCACGAGGUGUUUGGAUGACAGAGCCAUCCAGGACCGAAAUAUAUGAUGUACGUCUGGUGUCUGAUGUGAAUGCACUGAGCGACAGAGUCUUGGGAAGACCUCUUCUUCCAGAGUUUAUUCCACCCGGGAAGCAAACUGGAGAACGUAUUGCAGUGGAAUACCUCCCGGCGCACUCAAACAGAGGAGAUCUCCAGACCCAGCAGGACAUGAGUGAGAUACAGCCAGGCACAUUGGAUGCAGUCGUGGACGAGGAAAGCACAGAUACGACUGUGUCAGACGUCACAGACGUUACUUUUCAGGAAUUUAUGUUUGGAAGUGGAGGUCCCAGCCACACAUUUGAGGAGACCGUCAACUCUUCCUGGUCGGUGCAAACUGUAUUGGAGGAGAGUGACACUGCCGCCACAUCUGUCCCGUCCCCAUCUGAGGAGAGCGAGCCCCUCACCCCAGCUUUGGACCCCAGGUGUGAUUCCCCAGGAUUUCCUGGAUGGGAGGCUGUGACUGAGGAACCGCUACCUGAGCCUCGUGCCCUCCCCUCACAGCCAGUACAGCAUGGACAAGCGCCUCUUGAGUUCCUGGAGCCUGAGAAUCGGGAGGGUGAGGCAAGGAUCCGUCAGCGGCGCAGCACCAGAACACCUGCACCACUUCCACAGAGGGCAGGGUUUCCUCCCUCUUCAACUGGUCAGUGGCCCCCAGUGCACUACCAGAGCUGGUCUCCGCUCCCUCAAACACUCCAGGUACAACCCCAUGGCUGGAUCUAUUCCUACCAGCCACCCCCAACCGGUCCUCAGGCUUGGCCCUUCGCACCCCCACCUCACCCUCAAGGCUGGUGGUCUUACCCUCAAGUACCCCCACCACACUUGUAUGCUUGGCCAUCAACAUCCCAAGCACCCACACAGGGCUGGUCGUCCACCUACCAACCACCCUCAACAUCCUCCCAGCAACAAUCCUCAGCACCUUCUCCAACCCACCCAAAUGCACUUGACCCCACAAAUCGCCACCGCCAAAGGAGGUUGCAAAAGGCAGCCCUUGAGGAUCAGGAGCGAGAGAGGAGAGGUGAGCCUCCAAGAAAACGUCACUCGAAAGAGCAGUACCACCAUCAGUGCAAGCACUGUGGCAAAGCAAAGACUAAAUCAACCGGCCACUCUCAGGUGCGUGGCAAGUGGUACUGCCCUGCAUCUGGACAGACCUUUGAAGAGUGGAAAGACUCUUUGUAA
Synchiropus splendidus (mandarinfish) is the source of this 2727-nucleotide messenger RNA. RefSeq lists its product as uncharacterized. The coding region runs from base 1 to 2727 and encodes 908 amino acids. The transcript is spliced from 6 exons. The record is from RefSeq and is a predicted model, not a curated record. NCBI's taxonomy places the organism in Eukaryota, Metazoa, Chordata, Actinopteri, Syngnathiformes, Callionymidae.